AUGAACACUCAGCCAACGCAGCAAACUGAUGGCACUGAUGAUGAAGAGGCUGCAUUGAAGGAUAUUAGAGAGUCAGCUCUUGCAGACGUUGGGUUUGAUGACUCCAGAGCAAGCAUAGAAGCAAAACAGGCGGGAGCUGAUAUGGACACUACUGAAGCACUCUUGAACGAAGUCGGGGUGUCUAAUAUACAAUCCAAACUUGGUUGUGAGGACGAUUCUGCAAACUUGGUCUCAGAGAUUGAAAAGAUGGCUACUGGUUCUUCAAAAUAUGAGGCUGGCUCUAUUGGCCAAGCCAAGAAUGUGCUCGAAACAAGUGAAGCCGCCCCAAAUAAAAAUCCAAAUUCAGUUGCUGUUGCCAAUACUGCACUCGCAAGUGGCAAAGCCAGCGCAAUAGAUAACCUUGGAAGGGAACCAAUGAAUGGAAACGUUGAACCCCUGGAAGUCGGAGAGUCCUUCCUAGCAAAGCGAGGUCUCAGUAGCAACACACCUGCAGAUGAUUUUUCUUCGGAGAUAAUGCCGCUACCAUCAGGCGAAUCCCUUCAACAUGUCAUGCUCCAAAGUACGUUGACUGAUCCUGGUGCGCAUGCCAUGCCUGGGAUGUAUCAUCCACGAGACAACCAUGUCCAACGAGACAAUCAAACAGACACCGCAGAAGCUUCUUUGGUGCCGACUCGGACUGAUCACAAUCAUCAUGGAGGAACAGAGGGUCCUCUGAUUGUCGCCAAUAUGGUCAUGGACACAAGUGCUGGUGAACUUCAUAGAGCAGAAGAAGUGACCCAGGAAGAAUUGCAAAGGAAAAAAAGGCAAUCGUCCAUGGCUUUAUCUAUAGCUGGUUUCCUCGCAGCAGGCUUCCUGGCCAUUGCCGUCUUGGUUUUGGUUCUUCUUCUUGCGCUGCGACAAGAUAGUGAUGAUGGUGCCUUUGCUGGUGAUAUGGCCCACCAAAUCCCUCAAAAUGAGACUCUGCCUCCUCGUCCAAUGACGGCUGAGGAACGCAUGUUGUCCCUCUUGCCGGACUUCACCAUAUCCAAACUCAAUGACAUUGACUCACCUCAAAACAGAUCCUUUGAAUGGAUCAUUCAAGAUCCUCUCUUUGACAACUACACAGACCAUCGAAUCCUCCAGCGCUAUGGCUUCGCUACAUUUUACUAUGCAACUGGAGGAGGGACAAAAUCAUACUGGUACAGUGAUGAUCAUUGGCUCUCUUAUGACCAUCACGAAUGUGACUGGUAUGUGAAAAACAUCAACCAUUACCAUGAUUAUGUGAUCAGCGAAAAUUGGAGCAAACCAGUUGGACCUUGUGAUUACAAUGUCAAUGAGCCCUUCGUUAGUGCCACUCCUCAGCAAAUGGAGGAAGGGGGUAUCUAUCAACAUCUUUGGUUGUACAAUCACGAACUUGGGGGGUACAUACCAGAAGAGCUUUCUCUUGUUUCCACCCUCAAGAGCAUUCUUCUCUUGAAGAACCAAAUCAAAGGUUCGAUUCCAUCCCACUUGGGUAUGCUUUCAGAUUUGGAAGCCCUAUUCUUAUACAGCAACGACUUGUCUGGGACGCUUCCAACUGAGCUUGGGAUGCUUCCAAAUAUCACGUACAUUUGGUCAAUGGCCAACCCAGGGUUGACUGGAUCACUUCCAAGUGAGAUUGCUCAGCUCACAACUUUGAAGCAGUUCUUGACAGACAGUUGCAACCUGACUGGACAGAUCCCUUCGGAACUGGGCCUAAUGUCAAACCUGGAGUUCUUUUGGGCAUGGAGCAACCCAUUGACAGGCACUCUGCCCACAGAGCUUGGCCUUAUGACAUCCAUGCGACGGUUUGGGCUGUGGAACUGCACCUUGUCCGGAAGCAUCCCUGCGGAAAUGGGAAUGAUGGAGUCCAUGGACGAGUUGGCUUUUGAUGAUAACCCAAAAAUGGUGGGCACCGUUCCUUCGGAGCUUGGGAUGCUGUCCAAACUGACAACCCUCCAUUUUGGUGGAACGUCACUCACAGGAACAGUCCCUACAGAGAUUACACAGUUGCCAUUGGGCUCAUUGUUUCUACACAAUUCAGGUCUUUCUGGCUCUCUUCCAUCAGAGUUGGGCUUGCUCUCUGGUUUGUGGAGACUUUGGUUGUUCAAUAGUAGCUUCACGGGGACACUUGCUACAGAGUUUGGAUCUUGGCAAUCAUUGGAGUACAUGAGAUUGCAAAACAACCAGUUUUCGGGUCCAAUCCCAAGUGAAAUCGGAAGGUUUGAGAACCUGACUGAGUUGCUGUUGCAUGGCAAUUUCUUUACGGGCACAGUGCCCAAAGAGUUGGGGUUGCUGCAAAAGUUGACCGAUUUGUCGGUCAGCAACAAUAGCCUUACCGGCAGCAUUGACCCUGCUUUGUGUGAGUUGGGCUCGUGGCUGACGGAAGGGGCGACAGGAAUCCAGGUUGAUUGUGACUUGGUGGACUGCAGUUGUGAUGUUUGUGUUUGUGAUUGA
Molecule: messenger RNA, 2454 nt
Organism: Seminavis robusta
Lineage: Eukaryota; Bacillariophyta; Bacillariophyceae; Naviculales; Naviculaceae
Source: the annotation of a GenBank genome assembly